ACAUGGGUGCAAAGUUCACCUCUAAGUUGUAGGCUACAAUAACCAGAUGGAACCCAGAGACUAAGGAGAAGGAGCUCACAAGUCUUCUGGCUUCAAUGGAGGAUAUUUUCCUGCAGUCCACCAGUACAGCCACUCUACUGGGCACAUUUGUGAUCCUACUUCUGCUCUUUCUAUUCUUCCCCAGCUUCAGCCCCCUGAAAAAGGAGCCUCCAGGACCCAGGCCACUGCCUCUGCUGGGCAAUUUCCUACAGUUUGAUUCUAAGUCACCUCACAACACGCUGUAUGAGCUCUCCAAAAAGUAUGGACCAGUAUUCACAGUCUACUUUGGACCCAAAAAAAUGGUGGUGCUGGCAGGGUACAAGACGAUCAAACAGGCUCUGAUCAACCAUGACGCAUUUCAAGGGAAAGAACCUUUGCCAAUCAUCAAUGACCUGAAAUUAACACAUGGAAUUGUUUUUAAUGAUGGAGACUCAUGGAAAGAGAUGAGGCAUUUUGCACUAACUACCCUGAAAUACUUUGGAAUGGGAAAAAGAGCAAAUGAAGAGAAAAUUAUAGAGGAGAGUCAAUACCUGAUUAAUAUAUUUAAAGAAAAGGAAGGGAAAGCCUUUGACACGUCCCAGCCAUUGAGCUAUGCUGUCUCUAAUAUCAUCAGUUCUAUUGUCUAUGGAAACAGAUUUGAAUAUGAUGACCAAGAGUUCAGAUCUAUGGUGCACCGAGCUAGUAAGAACACUCAACUCAUGGGUUCUCCUUCAAUACAGUUAUACAACAGCUUUCCAAGGUUGUUCGGUUGGCUUGGAGCCCGAAAGCAACUGAUGGAGAGUGCAUUUGCAAAUAGAAAACAGAUAACACAACUGAUCAAGGGUUUACAGGAGACCCUUAAUCCACAAAUGUGCAGAGGUUUGGUGGAUUCCUUUCUGGCCCGCAAGAUGCAGCUUGAGGCAUCUGGAAUUAUGAAUUCUCACUAUCACAAAAACAACCUACAGCUGACUGUUGUCAACCUGUUUACUGCUGGUACUGACACUACGUCAUCUACCAUAAGAUAUGGUUUACUGUUCAUGGCCAAGUACCCAAAGAUACAAGAUCAGGUCCAGGAAGAGCUGGACAGGGUGGUAGGAAGUCGCCAGGUCCGAGCAGAGGACAGAAAGAGCCUGCCCUACACUGAUGCUGUCAUCCAUGAAACACAGAGAAUGGCCAAAGCUGUGCCUGUACUUGCACGCUGUGCUUCCAGAGACACCACCUUCCAGGGCUACUUCAUCAAGAAGGGGACCCCAGUGGUUGUUCUACUGUCAUCUGCUCUUCAGGAUGAAGAUGUCUGGGAAAACACUAACACUUUCAACCCAGGGCAUUUUCUGGAUAAAAAGGGGAAUUUUAGACAGAGGGAUGCUUUUCUACCAUUCUCUGCAGGCUCGAGGACUUGCGUGGGAGAGAGUCUGGCCAGGAUGGAGAUCUUCCUCUUCUUCACCUCCCUCCUCCAGCACUUUCGUUUCACCCCUCCACCUGGAGUUACAGAGGAUGAACUGGAUCUGACACCAGUUAUGGGCUUCGCCCUCUCCCCUCCACCUCACAAGCUCUGUGCUAUCAUCAGGGUCUGACAAACAUUGACAAUGUCAAACAGAAGCCACUAUCUCUCACUAAGAAAUUUUACAAUGAUUAAUCAUUAAGAAUGACACGAGUAAUAAGAUUAACUGCACCUUUGGUAAGCUUCUGCUGUGUAGUCAUUAUGCUAAUCUUACUGUUUGAGAUUUAUACACAACUUUAUUCAAUGAUAAGGUAUCAUGGAAUGUGUUUUGGUGGAGAACAUCUCAAUAUAUUAGCUUCUCACACACUACCUGACACACUGAAAUGAGAAUGUGAUUUGCAUCAUACCUAGCUCUUUAUUAUUAUUAUUAUUUUUCGGUUAGUACAGAGGUAUGAAAAUUAGCAGUCUGUAUGCCAGUCCUAGUGAUACAAAAUAGGUUGAUACAAAAUAAACAAGAGGAGUUUUAACAAAAAAUGAUACAAUGCCUGGACAUCAUUUUGUCUAAGUUCAUUGUCAAUGGUAAAGAAAAAUCAUGACCAUUUUUUUAGGAAAGCAUUGUUAUCCCUUUAAUCUAUUGCUGUUUGUAAUCUCUUAAAAUGUACUUUGGAAAUAAAUUAAUUUAAAAAAUGCUA
This is a messenger RNA of Lates calcarifer (barramundi perch), 2151 nucleotides long. RefSeq names its product cytochrome P450 2K1. Gene Ontology annotation, molecular function: heme binding; oxidoreductase activity, acting on paired donors, with incorporation or reduction of molecular oxygen, reduced flavin or flavoprotein as one donor, and incorporation of one atom of oxygen; iron ion binding. The record is from RefSeq and is a predicted model, not a curated record. Lineage: Eukaryota; Metazoa; Chordata; Actinopteri; Centropomidae. The coding region runs from base 96 to 1592 and encodes 498 amino acids. The transcript has 9 exons. Gene Ontology annotation, cellular component: cytoplasm; intracellular membrane-bounded organelle. Gene Ontology annotation, biological process: xenobiotic metabolic process.